Molecule: messenger RNA, 1224 nt
Organism: Triticum urartu
Lineage: Eukaryota; Viridiplantae; Streptophyta; Magnoliopsida; Poales; Poaceae
Product: putative histone acetyltransferase HAC-like 1
Biological process (GO): ubiquitin-dependent protein catabolic process
Cellular component (GO): SUMO-targeted ubiquitin ligase complex
Molecular function (GO): ubiquitin protein ligase activity; SUMO-ubiquitin ligase activity; SUMO binding
Source: RefSeq, a predicted model, not a curated record
GUUGGGAUGGGUAUGAGCUGGCUAUGCAGCAAAAGCGCGUGUGUGUAAGGGAUGCUGAAUGAAAGCUUUUGUGAACACCUCGCCUCUUCCCCGCGUUCUCAUCCUGUUCAGCGUCUCUUCUCUCCCCGAAUUCUCCAGUCCCUGAUACAAAUCAACGCGAUCUCAUCAUAGACGAGGCACUACAAGUGCUCAUCCUUACUCUAGAAACCUUCGCCACAUCAGUCGACCCCACGUUUUGAUUGCGGUUGGCUGCGAAGGUGAGCGAGGGGAAGGCGGUGCAGAUGAAUCGGUUGGGCGGCAGUGGCAUUGGCGGCGCCGAUGUGCCACCGCUGCAGCAUCAGCGGAGGGAGGAUGUGAUGGGCCUUGGCGAUCCCAUGCUAGUGGCGCUGCGCAACAAUUACCGCCAGAGGAUAAUGGAGCAUGCACGAUGGGAGGUAACUGCGAGAUUAUAUGAAGGAAAGAGGGUACCUGCUGACUGGCAGCGGGGGCUGCCGGAACUUGCUAGGCGGGUCGAGAAAGUCUUGUUUGAGAAACACCCAAACAAGUGGGAGUACUACAACAUGACGAAUGGACCAGUUGAGCCACAUUUCGAGUUUGCUGUGACCUCGCUUGCUCAGAUUCAGAGGCAGAGAGCAUCUUCCACUGCGUAUGCUCAUGGGGGCAUGAUACCGGCACCUGGUGUCACGCAAGGGGAUACCUCCAACGAGCUUGUGAACACACUACUAUCUCUGGGGAUAAACUCUAGCGAUGACCACUCAAAAGUGUCGAACAGCAACUUGGCAAUCCGUGCACCUGUUAAGAAGGAGGUCUCAGAGGAACCAAAGUUCAGCUGUCCAUUCUGCUUCGACGAGCUGGUCGAUGCGUCAUCAACUAUCUGCGGCCACAUCUUCUGCCACAAGUGCAUCAAGUUCUCCGUCCAGGCUCAGAACAGGUGCCCUGCCUGCUGGAGGGGACUCACCAUGAACAGCUUCCACCGCGUCUACCUCCCUGCUACCAUGGACUAAACUGAUCCAGCCCUUCUCGUCGCUGGCAUUUCAUCAUCCUAUCUGAACUAUUAUUCACAGGGUUAUCGUUACCAUUCAACUAUUGGUACUCGGGGGGCGUGUUACCGAUCUGCAUCCGCCGCUUGUAAUAAACCGUAGUCUCUUCCUGUGGGAAAUCAAAACCUGUGCUUGGCACCUUGAAAAUAUAUAUUCUGAUCGUUAAGGUAUAUUUGGUUGUUUG